Molecule: messenger RNA, 4517 nt
Organism: Rhinichthys klamathensis goyatoka
Lineage: Eukaryota; Metazoa; Chordata; Actinopteri; Cypriniformes; Leuciscidae
Gene: rimbp2a
Product: RIMS binding protein 2a
Exons: 25
Coding region: 130-4413 (1427 amino acids)
Biological process (GO): neuromuscular synaptic transmission
Molecular function (GO): protein binding
Source: RefSeq, a predicted model, not a curated record
UGUUGAUUACAAGACGUCUUGGCGUAUAAGAUUGCCUCCCUUGCCUUCAUUCAAGCACAAAGCAAAACCGAGAACCGACAAGGGCUCUUGAAGGAAUCUUGAACUUUGAACAUAUGCUACUUGAAGGAGAUGCGAGGUCAAAGGACUGAUGUAGAGCAGCUUCUCAGACAGUCACAGACUGAACUGCUGUGGAUCCAGCGACAGCUGUCAAUCAUAGCAGCACGAGAUGCCAUUCAUCCUUGUGCCCAAAAUAAGCAGUUAGAGGUCAACGAUCGGAGGAAAAGGUGUCAGAUCCUUGAGAGAGAAGUGAAGAACAAGGCAUUAGUAUGUAAGACUUUGAAGAAUGAGCUUCAGGAUGCUUUGUUGGAGAGAAAACGGCUCAAUCGUGAGCUGCUUAGUCACAUCCUGAAGGCUGCACAGUACGAGAAGGUAAAGUCAGACUAUGAUCAGCUCAGAAAGGCCUUUGGUUGUGUGAGUCAAGAGAGAGACUUGGCCAGGCAGGAGAAGGCUCAGCUCCAAGACAAACUGGAGAACCUUGAGCGAGUCCUAAAGCAUAUGCGAGAGGCUGCGGAUCGGCGGCAGCAACUGGAGGCAGAGCAUGAGCAGGCCCUGGUGUUCCUCAACUCCAGACAGCAGGAGAUCAGCCUUCUGCAGAAGGUUCAAGCUGAAACUGAGAAAGAGCGUGAAGAAGUGGUGCAUCUGCUAGAGAGCCAUAUGGACAAAAUGCAGGUCAAGGUUCAUGACUUAGAGCAGAAAUGCCGGACACAGAGUGAGCAGUGCAAUAUUUUGUCAAAAAAGCUGGAGAAAUAUCACCUGGGGUCAGACACGGCAGAUACGCUCCACAUUGACUCACAGGAGAACAGUUACAACCGCCUGCAGCACCAGACAGAAAAAAGUGAUGAGAGAUCUGACGGAACUCCACUGGUCUCAGAAUUGCCCAUAGUACAGCAACACAAGAUUGACAAGCCAGAGCAGCUGUCGGUCAAACCCACCUUCCAAACCCAGAGUCGCUCCAGCAGCCCCAUGCAAGCAUCCCUCUCAGAGAUGGAUGAUGAGGUGAGACCAGCUCCAAGAACCAAGGCAAGAUACACAGGUCAGGUCCGCCUCUGCACUGCCCGCUACAGUUAUAAUCCCUAUGAUGGACCUAAUGAGCAUCCAGAAGCAGAGCUCCCUCUUGUGGCAGGGAAAUACUUGUACGUAUAUGGGAGCAUGGAUGAUGAUGGAUUUUAUGAAGGAGAGCUGUUGGAUGGGCAGCGUGGCCUGGUUCCCUCUAAUUUUGUGGAGUUUGUCCAGGACAAGGAAAAGCCAUCUAUCGACGGAGAAGAGGAGCAGGGCAGGCUGGAGCAGAGCUGUCUGAGCCUGACUGCCAUAGAUGGAGCUGCUCCUCUAGACAGCCUUAGCAGUGAUGCCCUCGGCCACUGCAGCAACGGGACAGGCACUCUGGACCGAGAGGAGCUGGGCGACAACAUCGUGCCUUACCCUAGGAAGAUCAACCUGAUCAAACAGCUGGCAAGAAGUGUGAUAGUGGCCUGGGAAGCGCCUCUGGUGCCCCUCGGUUGGGGCAACAUCAACGGCUACAAUAUCUUAGUGGAUGGGGAAGUACGUUCCUCUGUGCCAUUUGGGGCCAGGACCAAACUGCUUCUUGAGAAGCUAGACUUGGCUGCUUGUACCUACCGUGUGUCGGUACAGAGCGUGACGGACAGGGGUCUUUCCGAUGAGUUGCGCUGCACCUUGCUGGUGGGCCGCAAUGUUGUGGUGGCCCCCACUGGCCUGCGCAUGGACGACAUCUUGCGGGACUCCGCUGAACUUUCGUGGCUGCCCAGUAAUAGUAACUACUCACAUGUUGUGCACUUAGAUGGUGUGGAGCAUGCUGUGGUCAAGCCGUGCUCUUACAAACUGCGUUUUGUGAACCUGAAGGCCGCCACAGUGUACAAGGUAAAAGUGUUGGCCAAACCUCACCAGGUGCCCUGGCACAUGCCCCUGGAGCAGAGAGAGAAGAGAGAGGCUGGGGUGGAGUUCUGCACCCAGGCUGCAGGACCCCCUCUUCCUCCUCAAGAAGUCCAGGUCCAGUGUGGACACGCCCCAGGGGUCCUUCAAGUGCGUUGGAAGCCCCCUCUAAUGACACCUAUGGGAACCUCCAAUGGUGCAAGUGUCAUUGGCUAUGCAGUGUGCACUAAGGGUCAGAGGAUCGCGGAGGUGUUGUAUCCAAUGGCAGACUAUGUGGCAGUAGAGCUGAACCGUCUACAGUGCUUGGAGGCCCGUGAAGUUAUCGUCAGGACUUUAUCAGCACAAGGGGAAUCUCAAGACUCCCAUGUCGCCGUCAUUCCAAACCACCUGCUGGUGCCUCCUCCUAAAGCCCUCCCUCCUUCUCACCACAUGCAGUCCUCUCUCCCACCCCAGCAGUCCCAAACGAUGCCUCCCCAUCCCCAAAUACGGUCCCUUCCACCUCACCCUGGACCCCAACCCCUCACCGUUCGACCCAACCAGCCCCCAUCUCACCUCCAUCCCCACCGUAUGCCCCAUCCCACACAGCCCUCUCCACCUCACCUCCAGCCUUUACAACCACACCCAAUCCCUCAACCUCAGCACACCAUGCAAAUGCCCCAGCCUCAAUCGUCUAUGCCCCAACCCCAGCAGCCCAUGCCUAUGCCUCAACCCCAGCAGCCCAUGGCCAUGCCCCAACCCCAGCCGCCCAUACCCAUGCUCCAUCCCCAGCCAGCUAUCCCGAUGCCCCAGCCUCACAUUCCUCAACUGGCCCUUCCCCAAUCCCAAAGACCACUAAGUGCCAGAGAGCUGGAAACCAAAGAGCCAGGGCCAGGAAUGAUUAAUCAUGGAGGGGGCCCACCUCAGCCAUGGGAGCCCGGAUGCUCCCCAUCAGGCAUGCCCACAGGCCUGCAACACGGACACACCCUGGAUGCCCCGGCCUGCCCGAACCGCCGUUCCCCGUCACCUCAAAGGAUCCUCCCUCAGCCCAGGGGUACGCUUAUUCCUGACACUGUGGCCAAGGCUAUUGCCAGAGAGGCAGCCCAAAGAGUGGCUGCAGAGAGUGGACGGAUGGAGAGGAGAAGCCAGGGCUUUUACUCACAAAAUUCAGAUGAGGAAGAGGAUGAGGAAAGCUAUCAGGCCCGCAGAAGUGGAGCAUCUGUGGAUGACUUCCUCAGGGGCUCAGAGCUGGGCAGGCAGUCUCAUUACAGUCACAGUGAGGAGUAUCAUACGGACAGCAGUCGAGGCUCGGACCUCUCAGACAUCAUGGAAGAGGACGAGGAGGAGUUGUAUUCUGAAAUGCAGCACGAAGAAGGCAGGCGACGAAACUCCCACAAUGCACUUAAGACCGGAGGCAGUACUCAAUCUUCGAGUCAGCUGGAUCGGGACUCAUACCGGAAGCCAUCUCACCGAGGUCCUCAACCUCAGCGCCGACCCCUCACGGUCCCAUCCAUUGAGAUAACCACUGAGAGUAACAGUGAAGGGAACCUCUCUCCCGUCAAGGAGGAUGUUUACUAUGGCAGUGUAGCACGGCACAGGACAUGUUCCUCCCGGAGGCACGGGGGACGCAGGCCUCCUUAUGAUGGAUACAGGGACCGAUGCCGGCGUUCUCCUCCGUACUAUGAUGAAUCUGAGCAGGAGGAGCCGUUUCGAAUCUUUGUGGCCCUCUUCGACUAUGACCCUCUCUCCAUGUCCCCUAACCCUGACGCAGCUGAUGAGGAACUCCCUUUUAAAGAGGGUCAGAUUAUAAAGGUGUAUGGCGAUAAGGAUAAUGAUGGCUUUUAUCGUGGGGAGAUCCGAGGCAGGUCUGGACUUAUUCCCUGUAACAUGGUGUCGGAAAUCCGUGCUGAGGAUGAUGAGACCAUGGAGCAGCUCAUGAAACAAGGAUUUCUCCCUCUCAAUACCCCUGUGGACAGAAUUGAACAAAAUAGGAGAGGUCGCCACCCAGUGGCCACAAGAAGAAUGGUUGCCCUGUACGACUACGACCCCAGAGAGAGCUCCCCAAAUGUGGAUGUUGAGGCUGAACUGACGUUCUGUGCUGGUGACAUCAUUGCUGUUUUUGGGGAUAUAGAUGAAGAUGGCUUCUAUUAUGGUGAGCUGAAUGGACAUCGGGGCUUGGUUCCAUCAAACUUUCUUGAAGAAGUGCCUGAUGACGUGGAGGUCUAUCUGACGGACACUCCCUCCCAGCACGGUCAGGACGAGCCCAAUCCGGUACCGGCUCCGCGCCCAGAGGCCAAACGGGUGCCUGUGGAAAGUACAGUGCCAGCUCCGGCCCCUGGAAGACCCGCCUCUCCCACUGUGCGUCCUUUGCUUCCUGUUGGCCCAGUCAGGGCGCUGAGCCCAGCCAGGGGUCCACGAGACCUGGCGUCUAAAAAGAAAAAAGGUCUGCUCUCUAAGGGGAAGAAACUGCUCCAAAAGUUCUCAAAGUAAAAGUAUGAGUUUGAUUUCAAAUUCAUAUGACUACAACAACAUACAGAUUUCUAUCUCAAAAGGGAAACAGCCAAUCCCCAAUGUGUCAAUAAAAACUAGGAUUU